GGUUUGCCGCUGGAUUCAAACCUCCUUUCUUGUACAAGAAGCCAUGAACCAUACGCGCGACUCGAAAUCAAUCGAAUUUAAGGCGAUUGAUAUUAGGAACAACAGGCCCAUCUGCAUUGAGUAUGUGAACGAAAGGCUCUCAAUCCGAUCGGAUGAUAUCAAUAUCGUUGGGGCUUUGAUCCAGAAUCUCGUCAGUUUUACUGGAUUGCGGGAGGGUCGGUCAACGGUGACAUUUCCGAGCGACAUUGAGGAGCUGAAGCAAAUCAUUGAAGCAAUCGAAUCAAUGGAUGAGUCCAAAAUUCGGGGGUUCACCGAGGUAGCCGACUUGGCAGACCAGGCGAAGCAAUUGCUCCUCAGGGCCGAGGAUCAACGACAACUCAGGUUUUGGGACUCGUCUCGUGGGCUCCACGCUGAGGCUUAUGGCCUCAGUCAAGAUCUGCUUCGCGAAUACAAAAAAAGAGCAGAGGUCUCCAAAGCUAGAGCACUACUCUCAAAGCGUCUCCACGCUGCUAUCGAACGGUUCUCGAAUUUGCGUGUCGGUUUGGUUCGAUCGAAAUGGACUCAAGCAGCAGAGGAGCAUCUCCGGCUCCGUGAGCUGUCGCACAUAGCUCGAAUUUGUGCAUUUGGCAUAUCUGAAUGAAUCCGUGUGCUCCGCUGCACCUGCACGUUGUUUGGGGCGGAGGUGCC
Polychytrium aggregatum is the source of this 687-nucleotide messenger RNA. Its product is annotated as ciliary BBSome complex subunit 2. Bases 44 to 640 code for a protein of 198 amino acids. Lineage: Eukaryota; Fungi; Chytridiomycota; Chytridiomycetes; Polychytriales. Gene Ontology annotation, cellular component: ciliary basal body; membrane; motile cilium. Gene Ontology annotation, biological process: non-motile cilium assembly. The record is from RefSeq and is a predicted model, not a curated record. The transcript has 4 exons.